Molecule: messenger RNA, 1132 nt
Organism: Phragmites australis (common reed)
Lineage: Eukaryota; Viridiplantae; Streptophyta; Magnoliopsida; Poales; Poaceae
Exons: 2
Coding region: 98-709 (203 amino acids)
Source: RefSeq, a predicted model, not a curated record
CACAGCUACAUGUAAAACCUCACUUCACCACCAGCCGAGGUGGAGAAAAGAGAAGAGAUCGAAGCGACGCAGCACGCCAGCAGAGCGGCACGCCGAGAUGUGGAGCUCCGACUCCGACCCCGAGCUCGCCGCUGGCACCGACACUGCCUCUUCCUUCUCCCCCUCCCCGCCGCUGUCCCCACUUCCUGCGCGCCGGCGCCGGCGCCGCCAAAAGAAGAUCAGCGCCGUCGCGCCCCGUGACGAGUCGUGGGAGGCGGAGCCCGAGCCCGAGCCCGAGGACGUGUGGCGCGGGGCCCAGUGGGAGGCGGCGUGGCCGGGUCGGCGUCCGAAGCCCGUCGUCCUCGAGGCGGAGGACGACGCCGGCGCGGGAGUUGACGCGGUGGGGCGGUCGAGGAGCCUGACGGACGACGACCUGGAGGAGCUCAAGGGGUGCGCGGAUCUGGGGUUCGGGUUCAGCUACGAUGAGAUCCCCGAGCUCCGCGGCACUCUCCCGGCGCUCGAGCUCUGCUACUCCAUGAGCCAGCGCCUCCUCGACGACCACCCCCAGCCCCAGGCACAGGCCCAGCCGGUGGCGGCCGCGCCGGCGACCCCCUCGCCGCCCGUCACCAACUGGAAGAUCUCCAGUCCCGGCGACAGUCCGGACGAGGUGAAGGCGCGGCUCAAGUACUGGGCGCAGGCGGUCGCGUGCACCGUCCGGCUCUGCAGCUGAACGAUGCAGCAUUCACACCGGCAAACUGUGCCGCCAACAGAAGCGAUCACCAACGACGACGACACCACCGAUCAAGAGCAGGCUUCCGAGGGAUGAUCAGAUCGCGUUGCGCGGCUGUGAACCGAUCGAAGCGCGUCCCGGACAUGAUGCCGGGCGUUGGCAGCUGCGCAUGCGUGCUUGCAGCUGGAGAGUUGCAACUGGCAAGAGAGGAUGGUGCUGGAUCGUAGCAGUAGCACACAACUGGGUCGGUUGCUGUGCUCUGUAUGUGCCAGCUGCAACUUGCUGUUCGUCUUCUGUUCUUCAACUGGGCCAUCUCCAGAACUAUUGAUGUAAUCUAAUAAUAAAUGUACUAGUUGGGAGAUCACAGUGAAUAAAUAAAUGUAUUCAUCAGCAUCAUGCUGUUGCUGUUGCUGUUCUUAAUCA